UGACCUCUGAGGUUGAAAUGAUCUCUAAAUCGUUUGGAUGUUGACUUGUUUGGAAAGGUUGUACGUGUGUUUUGUGAGGAGUUGGUUCGGCAAAGGCGGAAAGGCGACGCUUAUUUCUGGGAGUGAAGAAUCCGUUCUGCUUGGUUUACAGUUCACCCGAAAUUCGCAUGGCGCAUAUGAUUGGUGGAUUUAUAUCACGUGGUCAAGAAACAGCCCGUACGCGGAAAUCGACCAAGGAAAGCGAAUGGCACAAAAUGGCGAACUGUCCUCCUGCACCUUCGCGCAAUUCUGGCUUUUUCAGGCGGAUAAGAGGUGGUUUAAGUGACGCCUUUACACAUGCAGUUGCACAGAGGUUACAAAUUGAUAAAAGGACUAUCGAGAAGUCAUGGAAAUUGAUGGAUAAAGUCGUCAAAUUGUGUCAGAACCAACGCAUGAACCUGAAGAACAGUCCACCAUAUAUAUUAGACAUUCUACCCGACAGCUACCAACAUUUAAAACUGAUUAUGACGAAAUAUGAUGAGCGAAUGCAUAUUCUGAACGAUAUCGAAUACUUUAGGAUUUAUAUUGAGAAUCUUAUGAAGCAAUCGAAGCACGCCAUCAAAUUGUUCAAAGAUGGGAAGGAAAAAAUGUACGACGAAUCGUCGCUGAAUCGUCGAAGUUUAACCAAACUAAGCCUAGUAUUCAGUCAUAUGUUGACAGAAUUAAAGGCUCUCUUUCCUAACGGAACCUACAUUGGUGAAGGAUUCAAGGUAACAAAGUCUGACGCCAGAGAUUUUUGGAAAAAGAAUUUUGGAAACAAGACUAUAGUUCCCUGGAAACUCUUUCGGCAAACGCUCCAUUCAGAACAUGCUAUAUCAUCUGGUUUAGAGGCCAUUGCUCUGAAGUCUACCAUAGAUUUAACUUGCAAUAACCACAUAUCAAUUUUUGAGUUUGACGUGUUCUCACGGCUGUUUCAACCAUGGUCCCACCUUCUUCAGAACUGGAACCUGUUAGCAGUAACCCACCCAGGCUAUUGUGCAUUUAUGACAUAUGAUGAAGUAAAGGCACGCCUGAUGCAACACCUUAACAAGGCCGGAAGUUACAUUUUUCGGCUGAGUUGCACAAGGCUUGGUCAGUGGGCAAUUGGUUAUGUUACACCAGAACACACCAUUUUACAAACCAUACCUCAAAACCGAUCUCUUUGUCAAGCACUUAUAGAUGGAGCWAGGGAGGGAUACUACCUGUACCCUGAUGGUAAAGAUCAAAAUCCAGACCUGCAGCUCUUUCUGGUCACUCCCCCUGACGAACACAUCAAAGUCACAGAAGAACAGUAUGAAUUAUACUGUGAAAUGGGAUCAACGUUCCAGUUGUGUAAGAUUUGUGCCGAGAAUGAUAAGGAUGUAAGGAUUGAACCUUGUGGGCACCUCAUGUGUCAUCAGUGUUUAGAACAGUGGCAGGAGAAAGGGGGCGAUAUUUGCCCGUUCUGUCGAUCAGAGAUCAAGGAUAUACAUAAUAUUGUCGUAGACCCUUUUCAUAAUGAUACCGAAGAACGAGCAGCACGGCGGAACAAUAAUAAUGAAAACAGCGAGGAGCCACCAGAGUUGUAUGAUGAUGAUCUUGAGUAUCCCCCAAUGAGCUGGCCAAUGACAGUGGAAACUCACUCCCAACAACAUCACAGUUCACCAACUCUUGAACACAGAGACAGUGAAAAGAAACCACCGCCAUUGCCACAAAGAAGGAAUUUCAUAACACAAAUGAAUUGCCCGACUUCACCAACACUUGUCGUCACACAAUCAUCACCAUUUGCUUCCCCUAGGAACACACCAGGUGCAUCACCGCGUAACUCCCCCUGGAAUUCCCCCAAAGGAUCACCUUUUGCAUCACCAAACGUCUCACCUCAUGCCUCGCCAUCAACAUCGCCGUCAACAUCUCCAACUGCAUCUCCAUCAGUAUUUCGAAAACCACCACCACCAGUUCCACCUUCAGACUCGGACUCGGACGGUUCACCACCAGCUAUUCCAGAAAGAAAGUACAAAGUAAAUGAAAAAAAGAAUAAAACCCAUUCUGGUAUCGCAAGUGGGAAGGCACCAUCCAAAUCAAAUUUUAACAAAACUUCUGCCAAGCUCAACUACGCAGAACUUGCCUACCCAGCUCCCGAUGUACAAAAAACGGUCAAAAACAAAACAGACACUUCGUCACCUCGUGUAGAUAAAAACCAUACCUCAAGUCAGCUUCCAGAGUAUUUUGAGGAAGAGGAAUCGUCAUAUGAUGUGCCGCUACCGAUCGUGAAACAGAAACAAACGCACAAAGAGAAGACAGGGAGUAACAAAACAGAACAGAAUGGUUUCAACAACAUUUUUGCACAAGAUCAAUUUGAUCCUUUUGCAGACGAUCCAUUUCGAGGCACAGACUGGCCUCCAAUGUCCAAUGAAAGCAAUAUUAGUGUGCACAAUAAUUUAUUGUACAAUAUGGAAGUUACAGGGCCAACAGGGAAACAUACGACCAGAGGGGGCUUUUCCAAAUCCCAUUCAACAGAUAGCGUGCUGGAUGAUUCCUCCUCUCAAAACAAUACAGGGAGUUCGCCUGAAAUAUCGAGCAAAAAGCACGAUCAUCUUCCACCAAAAAAUAAAAAUGCGCAGAACAACCGUGAACAUGUAAGGAGAAGCUGGUCAGGCCCAGCCCACAGUUAUAGUAACCCCGCCUACAUGGGAACGUUUGAUCCCAGGCACCUCGAGGGUAGCGAAGAAGAACAGAAAGAUGUGCUGCCCGGGAAUAAUCACGAAGACGACAAUAUGGAAUUUUACGAAGAGGACUUUCAAAUAUUAGAAGCUCAAGGAUAUUCGCGGGAUGCAAUCAAAAGAGCACUGAUUGUCGCUGAUAACAAUUUUGCAAUGGCAAGAAAAAUUCUUAAAGAAUUUGCUCAAUCAAAUCCAAAUCAGUAGUAACGAUUUCGCUUAGAAAUGAAAAUAAAAUGCAUUCAUCUUACUAGUGGCACGGCCUACUUGUAGAUACCUGUCGACAAAGGUUAAGCUUUUAAUAGAAUGAUAAAACAAAAUAUGAAAAUAAGUAGAUUUUUGAUAAAUUCCAGUAAUACACACCAACAAUAUUGAUAUCAGACAAUUCAAAUCAACAAUAAUUCACCUCUGAAGUCGAUAGAAAAAUAUUAUAUGUUAAAAUUGUAAAGAUAGUUUUAAUUUAAAGUCUCAAUAAUAAAUUUAUAAAUAAACAUUGAAUUCACCAAGACAUGACUUAAAUGCACAAAAACCAGAAAAAAAGGCUAUUUUUAUGCACGUAUGAUAGUAUAUUAUAGGAUGAAUAGUUAAGUUAUGCAUGUACAUAUUAUGAUCUAAAAGAUGUAUAGCAGGAAAAACAGAGAAUAAUGAAACAACUGACACUGUUAUGUUCGUAACGUAGAUUUUUUAUCUUCAAUGGAUAAAGCUUAUUAAUAGAAAAGUGCGUCCAGAAGAAACAUUGCGGACGCGCGGCGAUAGAAAAUGAUAAGAUAGAGAGCGAAACAAA
Exaiptasia diaphana is the source of this 3498-nucleotide messenger RNA. RefSeq names its product E3 ubiquitin-protein ligase CBL-B-B. The record is from RefSeq and is a predicted model, not a curated record. Gene Ontology annotation, biological process: cell surface receptor signaling pathway; negative regulation of epidermal growth factor-activated receptor activity. Bases 168 to 2921 code for a protein of 917 amino acids. The transcript has 6 exons. Gene Ontology annotation, molecular function: phosphotyrosine residue binding; calcium ion binding; ubiquitin protein ligase activity. Lineage: Eukaryota; Metazoa; Cnidaria; Anthozoa; Actiniaria; Aiptasiidae. Gene Ontology annotation, cellular component: plasma membrane; membrane raft.